UUAAGAGCAGCUUUAGCAGCCUGUCGUGUUUGUGUUGAAGCCAACAGGCACAAUAUAUUACAGUCUAGGGCUUGCUGCUGAAAAGCCCGCUGGAUCCUCCACUGACCUGCUGUUCUUUCCUGCCUUCCUCUCGCGUUUUUUCCACAUUUAGAUUAAAAACAAAGCUCUUACUCUCUCCCCUCCCUCCUUCUCCUCCUCCUUCUUCUCUUUCUUUCUGCGGCAGUAGUCAGGACUUCAGCGUGUCAGCAGAGGUUGUAGAGGAAGGAGAAAGCUCAGAAGAAGACUGUUUAUGUUUAUGUUUUGCCUUUGGACGCAUAGGUGAAGCAACUUGCACCAGAGAGGAAGGAGUUGAGGAGGAGGAGAGAGAGCGGAGGUGGGGGGCUCGCCUGGAUGAAAUUACCCCUGUCAUGUCACUACGCGUGGACCUUGACUGAUCACAGAGCCAGGAAUACAAGGUGAAGAGAGGAGUGAGCGAGAGAGAGAGAGAAAGAAAGAAAGAAGUCUUUGGGAAACACAGCCGAAGAGGAAGGAGGUCAAAACAACUGCUCUGUUUUAUCAUGACAUUGUUGGAUAAAAGCGAAAAGGCAAUUCUUAAAUGUGUGUCAACAGGAACUCUUUGUAAAGGACACUGAGAAAGAAGACUGUCUUGUACCCAGCAGCAAAGACUUUGUACCGAGUCUGAACGAGUAGAGUGACCAGUGGAGGGCAGAGGAGUGGAGGGCCAGGGCACUAACCUGGCCAUCAAACGGACUGGCAGCCUCUCCUCUCCAGGGAUCAUGUACCCUCAGGGCAGGCAUCCGGUCCCCUUGCAACCUGGCCAGUCCUUUAAGUUCACCGUCCUGGAGACACUGGACAGGAUCAAGGAGGAGUUCCAGUUUCUGCAGGCGCAGUAUCACAGCCUGAAGCUGGAAUGUGAGAAACUGGCCAGUGAGAAGACGGAGAUGCAGCGGCACUACAUCAUGUACUAUGAGAUGUCCUACGGCCUCAACAUCGAGAUGCACAAGCAGGCGGAGAUCGUCAAGCGUCUCAGUGCCAUCUGUGCUCAGAUCAUCCCAUUCCUCUCUCAAGAGCACCAACAACAGGUGGUCCAGGCCGUGGAGAGGGCUAAGCAGGUCACAAUGGCAGAACUUAAUGCCAUCAUUGGGCAGCAGCUCCAGCACCUGUCGCACCACGCCCCCGGUAUCCCCCUGACACCCCACCCAUCAGGCCUGUCUCUGGGUGCGGGUGGCUCAGGUCUCCUAGCACUGACGGGUGCCUUGGGAGUGUCUGCUCACCUGGCUUCAAAAGAUGAGCGCAACCACCUGGACCCAGAGCACCUCCGAGAGGGAGCCCCCAGCAGGAGUAAAUCAGUGUCGUCGACGGACAGCCAGCCCAACGAGGAGCGCCAGGGCCCGUCUGGAGGGUACAGCUCUUCUCAGGGAGCAGCGGAGGCCAAGAGGAGGCGCUGUGAGGACAAGGAGUCCCUGCCUCCACACUCUUAUGACAGUGAUGCGGAAAAGAGUGAGGACAACCUUGUGGUGGAUGUCUCAAAUGAAGAGCCAAACUCUCCAGCAGGCAGCCCCCCUCACUCUCCACACGGGAACGGCUUAGACCGGGCCCCCACUCUUCGGAAAGAGAUGCCUGGCUCCUCAGGCACAGAUGCCCCCACCACCCCAAACCCACGUAGCCCUACCCCCGGGAAGGCCAAGGACUCUGCACAGAUGGACAAAUCUCAGUCUCCAUUGUCAAAGUCCGGUACUCCCUCCCCAUCCCAUCGUGAGGCUCUUACCCCAGGGGCCCCAGGAGCUCCUGGUCCCAGCACAUCCUGCCUUCGCCUGGUCAGCAAAGCAGCGUCAGCUGCUGACCCACUCGCUCUGCGCAGCCCCAUGUCUGUACCCCCUGGUUCAUACCCGGCUCAUUUUGGGGUGGUGUCCCACGCAGGACUCAAUGGUGAGCUGGCCAGUCCAGGAGGUUUUGGAGGGCCUUUGACUCUGUCUCCACAGAUCAGUGCAGCAGCCAGUGCCUAUUCCCGGAGCCCCAUGGUUGCUUAUGAUUCUCGAGCUCAUCUGAGGGCGCCGGGUUUAUCCUCGUCCCUACCUGGUGCUUCAGGAGGAAAGCCUGCAUACUCGUUCCAUGUGAGUGCAGAUGGACAGAUGCAACCUGUGCCCUUCCCCCCUGACGCCCUGCUGGGCCCUGGGAUCCCUAGACACGCGCGGCAGAUCCACACCCUGAGUCACGGAGAGGUGGUGUGUGCGGUCACCAUCAGCACCUCCACCCGCCACGUCUACACCGGAGGCAAGGGCUGCGUCAAGGUGUGGGACAUCAGCCAACCGGGCAGCAAGAGCCCCAUGGCACAGCUCGACUGCCUGAACCGAGAUAACUACAUCCGUUCCUGUAAAAUUCUCCCUGACGGCCGAACUUUAAUAGUUGGUGGUGAGGCCAGUACACUGUCCAUCUGGGAUCUGGCCACGCCCACUCCUCGCAUCAAGGCGGAGCUCACAUCGUCUGCUCCCGCCUGCUACGCUCUGGCCAUCUCCCCCGACAACAAAGUGUGCUUCUCCUGCUGCAGUGACGGCAACAUCGUGGUCUGGGACCUGCACAACCAGACUCUUGUCAGACAGUUCCAGGGCCACACCGAUGGAGCGAGCUGCAUCGAUAUCUCCAAUGACGGCACCAAACUGUGGACGGGAGGACUGGACAACACUGUCCGCUGCUGGGACCUCCGAGAGGGACGCCAGCUCCAGCAGCACGACUUCACCUCACAGAUCUUCUCCCUGGGCUACUGUCCCACGGGUGAGUGGCUGGCUGUGGGAAUGGAGAGCAGUAAUGUGGAAGUCCUGCACGUCUCUAAACCUGACAAGUACCAGCUGCACCUCCAUGAGAGCUGUGUUCUCUCUCUAAAGUUUGCCUACUGCGGCAAGUGGUUCGUGAGCACAGGUAAAGACAAUCUGUUGAAUGCAUGGAGGACACCUUAUGGGGCCAGCAUAUUCCAGUCCAAGGAGUCGUCGUCUGUGCUGAGCUGCGACGUCUCUCCCGACGACAAGUACAUAGUGACAGGCUCGGGGGACAAGAAGGCCACAGUGUACGAGGUGGUGUACUGAGGAGCAGAGGCAGGAAGAGACUCACUGUGGAAUUCUAUUUGUAUUUUCUGGACGCUCCUUUUCCCAUUGCAUCGGCAGAAGUCUCGGCUCAGCUCUCAAAGAACUGAAUCUCUCUGACCUUCAACCCGCUUUUCAUCACCCUUUUGCUGUGAUAUAAGCUACUGCAGAAGCGCCCAAAUCCCACCCACCCUUUCCCACCUUGUUAGCAGCCAGAUAAGAAGGACAAAGAAUGUGAUAAAAGUAGAGCUGGAAAAGACCAAAAAUGAGCAGGGGAAGCCAUAGGAAGGAAGUGGAAUUAGAGGUAAGAAUAAGGAGAAGAGGAGGAGGAGGGUAAUUAGGGCUGUUUCCUGAUUAAGAGCUCAGAGGAGGGAGGCCCCCAGAGGAGGCACUGUGGGAGCGUCAGCCAGCAGCACUGAUACCACACAAUCGAUUCAUUAGGCAGACAGUGCAGUGCGUAAUGAGGCCGCCGCCACAGCACGCUCUCCCCAGUGACGAGCGCGGGGAGGCGGGGACACUGUACACACUUACUACAAACACACACUAGCAUGACAAGUAAUGUUGUGAAGGGCAUAGGACCCAUGAAGAGAAUACUUAAAUACUUAAAUACUGCUCACAAUAUGUGUGUCUACUACUCUUACUAUGAGAGUUAAAGGCGCACUCUGUAACUUUUCUGGUAGAGUGUUGCACCACCUACUUGUCUCCAUCAAGAUGCUAUUGCUUUUCCUGGAAUGUUGCAGGUCAGAUUUAUGGAGAACCUGUGAACAAGUACACUCUCAGUAAGAAUUUGAAGGUAUUAAAAUAAAAAAAUGAUUUAUUUUCAUUAACGUUUAACCACUACAGUCAUAAAAUAGUGUUAUUAGAGUACAUGUCAACAUUUUAGAGUAGGCAAGGUAUGCAACAUUUGAAUUAUUUAAUAAUUCUUGAAAGCUUGAACAAAAAUUAUUUCCACGUUGAUGGAGGUGAAGAGCCUCUCUGGUGUUUUUGCACCAUAGAAGGCUUGGAUAUGUUUUAGAAAAUGCUGGCUCUGUUAUAAUGGGAAGAAAGUCAUUACUUAGAGCUCUUUGACCACUAAUGGGAAAAAGAGGCAGUAAUUACCUCUGCAAUGUUGACUUUAGGAGAGGGGUUAAGGUUGCUGUAUUUUUGUUCCAUUUACCUUCUCAAACCCCCAAUUAUUAUAUACAUGCAAUGGAGUUUCCCUAUAAAGAACCAGCCUUAAUAUCUAUAGUACACAGCAAGUUUUCAGCGCAACCACAGCCGGCACAGUACUUUUUGUUCAAAUCAGUAUGCUAAUAGUAAGUAGUAAAUGUCAUUUCCAGCGCACACACUUGGAUAGGCCCCAGAGGAACAGAGAGAAACACACACACACAAACACACAGUGCACCCAAUUAAACAUUCAUGGCACUGCUCCCCGUCUCUCUGCUUAAUAUCUAUUUUAUUUCGCUUCGACAAAGGCAGCGUCUAAUGAGCCUCACAGUCAAUGGGAACCUCGGAGGGCCCAGAGACACAAACAGAGCACAUCAGGAGCUGUUGCCUCUAAUUCCUCACGACUGUUCUGAUGCUUGGCUGCUCUCCCUCUCUCACUUAAAAGGUACCGUCAUCCAUAUACUGUAGCAACAAGGUCGACGAUAAUAAUCACCUACCUGCCAUCAAACAACAAAGAACAACACAUGCCUUUCAUUAUCAAUUAAGCCUGCACACGAUUUCAAAAACCCCGAUAUCUAGUCGGAUCAGUUAACAGAUUCAAUUUCAACUUAGAUUAUUCCAUGAACCUGAAAUAAAAAAAGACUAAACCAAGAGUGGAUCAUUUUGGGCACACGACACAACUCAUUAUUGUUAGAUUAAUGUACAAAGCUCACAGUCGUAUUUAGGGGCAGAACAUCAUUGCCAUAGAAACAAAUUACUUGAUUUCUUAUGCAGUGGAUGGAUUAUUAAUGAAUUCAAUUCAAUUCAUUUAUUUUUGUAACGCCCAAAAUCACAACAACAGUUGUCUCGAAGGGCGUUCAUGUUUUGGUUGAUGGGGGAAACCGGAGUACCCGGAGGAAACCCAUCCAGACACGGGGAGAAACAUGAAAAACUCCACACAGAAAGGCCUGGUGACCCGGGGAUCGAACCAACCUUCUUGCUGUGAGACAUGAGUGAUGGCACUCAGUCACCGUGCCGCCAAGACACAAAAAACAAAACAACAGGAAGAAUCAGACACAACAAGAAAAAUCAGACACAACAGGAAAAAGAAGCUUAUUUUACUUAAGCUUAUAAAACAAAAGCCUUCUCAUAUCAAAUUUUAAACAUUUCAUCCAUUUUCUAAGCAUUCCUUCAGGUUGUAGAUAUGUAUAUGAUGCUCCAUAUUAGGGUGGGCCAUAAAACACAGGUGGGGAAACAGCAUCUUUUCUUUUUGCCAGGCCUUCUUCAGUUUGAUUAAUGCCCUUGUAUCCUUGGUGACAGACAAAUUAUGUGAAGAUUGUUUUAUUUUUUUCCCCACCGGAUUGAGUACUACGUUGCUCCUUUUUGACUUGUAACUUUAAAUGUGUACAGUAUUUCAGCGCAGUCUUCAGUGCUGCAGGCGUAGGUCUACAAUACAUUCAAUACAAUCUCCCUUUCUCCUCUGCAUGUGUGUUGCACUAAAGCUUCACCACAAUGAGCAAAGUAAGACUCAAACAAGACGUGGUUAAUAUUCAUACUCGAGUUUAGUGUAAAAAUAAAUGAUCUAAAAAUAAAUUGUGCAUCAAAACAUCAUAUAUUCUCACACCUUUACUAGUGAAAUUUAUUUUAAACUAAACUCAAGUACCAAGUAAAGGUCUAUACUUUGUUUCUGUCAUGAAAAAGGUGGAAACUGUAUUAAACAGAUGUUACACAUUGCGGGAGGGGUUACAGUUCCUUCUUCUUUCCAGAAGUUUUACAUGCUGUCCCACACAAAAUAUUUUUACAUUUCAGAUCAUUUGAUACGCAACAUUUUUACAUAUCACUAACAAAUAUAUAUAAGGGACUUGUACAAUGGCUGAAAAAGAAUACUGAAGAGAAGUCCAGUGUACAGUUGAAAGGGUUUGCCUGCCUCUCUCCCUGUCUGCCUAUAGGCUCAGCAGACUUCUCCUCACACAAGCUUGUAUACUCUGAAUGACGCUGUAUAAUGGCUAUGCAUCUGUUGGUAUAGCGUGAGUUUUUUGGACAUUGUAUUUGAUACUCUUCAUUGUAAUGUCUGUCCGCUGCCUGUGCUUUCACCUCUAUUAUGACUUUUUAAGUUUUCUUUUACAAGCCAAGGAACUUUGAUUUAAUUGCACUGUGUCUUCCCUCCUGAUGCGUUAACCAUGUGUUGUACAUGAAAAAAUGUGUGUAAAAAAUAAACCAAACUUGUCCUUUCACUUGG
Molecule: messenger RNA, 6441 nt
Organism: Periophthalmus magnuspinnatus
Lineage: Eukaryota; Metazoa; Chordata; Actinopteri; Gobiiformes; Gobiidae
Gene: tle2b
Product: TLE family member 2, transcriptional corepressor b
Exons: 20
Coding region: 777-3080 (767 amino acids)
Biological process (GO): regulation of DNA-templated transcription; negative regulation of canonical Wnt signaling pathway
Cellular component (GO): nucleus; transcription regulator complex
Molecular function (GO): transcription corepressor activity; protein binding
Source: RefSeq, a predicted model, not a curated record